UUGGUUCUAUAUUUUUCAGAACUUCCUUUUAUCAUGGGAAACUGCGUAAGUUUUCGUAUUCUGACUCGAUUCAGUAAAAACCCAGAGGAAGCUAAGACAAACAAAAUCAUUGAGAGACAAAUAAAAACAGACCAAAAACGAAUGAGAAAAGAAGUGAAGCUAUUAUUGUUAGGUGCUGGAGAGUCUGGCAAAUCUACUAUAUUAAAACAAAUGAAGCUAAUACAUGCUCGUGGGUUUGAUAAGUCAGAAAGAGAAAGCUUUCGUAUCAUUGUAUUUGCCAAUAUCAUGCUUGAAAUGCAAAUUGUUUUUGAAAUUGUUGAGCAAUUUAAAAUACCCUUGGAACGCACAUCCAAUCUCGAAUAUGCUUCUCUGUUUAAAAACGUAGAUCCUUUAAAGAAAGGUGAACCGUACCCAGAAAUGUAUUUAGAGCCACUCAAGAAACUAUGGACUGAUAAUGGCAUAAAAUCUGCUCAGCAUAAAGGCAAUAUGUUUGCAUUGCAUGACAAUGCAUCCUAUUUCUUCGAACAUUUAGAUAGAAUAUGGAAGCCAGAUUAUAUACCUACAGACCAGGAUAUACUUCGCUGUAGAGCAAAGACGACAGGCAUAGUUGAGACAGAAUUUCAUAUAGGCGCAUUGACCUAUCGUAUGUUUGAUGUGGGCGGACAAAGAAGUGAACGAAAGAAAUGGAUUCAUUGCUUCGAAAAUGUUACUGCAGUUUUGUUUGUAGUUGCCAUUAGUGGCUAUGAUCAAUGUUUGAUUGAGGAUAGAGAUUCAAACCAGAUGCAUGAAGGACUCAUGUUGUUUGAUACAAUCUGUAAUUCUUCGUGGUUUACACACACUUCCAUGAUUCUCUUUUUAAACAAAAUUGAUAUAUUCAAACAAAAAAUCUUGGUCUCUCCGUUGUCAAAAUGGUUUCCUGAUUUUGAAGGUGACGAUAAAAGCUUUGAACAGACAAGUGAAUAUUUCAAAAACAGAUUUCAAAGCUUGAACCAAAAUCCAAGCAAACGUGUCUAUGCUCAUUUUACAGAUGCUACAGAUACAUCACUUCUUGAUAAUGUUAUGUAUGCGGUAUCUGAUACCAUUUUGAACGAAAACUUGAACACACUCAUGCUGUAAACUUUCUUAAACUUUUAUGUAUAUAUUGUGAUUAUGAGUAAAGUAAUAUGAUUAAAAACUGCUUCAUUUUAAGAUUCUUGAACAAAAAA
Gilbertella persicaria is the source of this 1205-nucleotide messenger RNA. RefSeq names its product guanine nucleotide binding protein, alpha subunit. Gene Ontology annotation, cellular component: heterotrimeric G-protein complex. Gene Ontology annotation, biological process: G protein-coupled receptor signaling pathway. NCBI's taxonomy places the organism in Eukaryota, Fungi, Mucoromycota, Mucoromycetes, Mucorales, Choanephoraceae. The record is from RefSeq and is a predicted model, not a curated record. Bases 34 to 1116 code for a protein of 360 amino acids. The transcript has 7 exons. Gene Ontology annotation, molecular function: GTP binding; G protein-coupled receptor binding; G-protein beta/gamma-subunit complex binding.